AAGAAGUGUCUACGGGUUUUGUAAGAUUUAUGUGUCUUGAGAUUUCACUUGAAUACAAAAAUGAAAACAAUAAUAGGAAGCUCUGUUUUGAUAUCAUUAGUAUGUGUAAUAGUAGUGAGAGUGUUAAUCAAAGUGGUGAAUUGGGUAUGGUUGAAGCCCAAGAAGAUCGAAAAGUUGCUUAAACAACAAGGUUUCUCAGGUACUAGUUACAAAUUCUUGUUUGGAGAUGUCAAAGAAUUCAACUCGGUGCGCAACGAGGCCUUAAAAACCCCCAUGACUGUCUUCUCCAAUGAUUAUUUUUCUCGUGUGGAACCUUUUCGCCAUCAGCUUGCAUCCAAAUUUGGAAACGAGUUCUUCAUCUGGUUUGGCACAAUACCUACGUUACAAAUCUCAAAGGCAGAGAUGAUUAAAGAGGCGUUGGCCAAGACAGACGAGAUUCAAAAGACUAAGGUGAACCCCAUUAUUGACAAGCUUGUUCCAGGUCUUGCUAGCUUAGAGGGAGAGAAAUGGGCCAAACAUCGGAAGUUGAUCAACCCUGCCUUCCAUAUGGACAAGUUGAAGCUUAUGGUACCUGCAUCCCGAGAUAGUUGUGAAGAAAUAAUGAGAAGAUGGGAGAUGGUAGUAGGUGAAAGGGGUUCAGUUGAGCUAGAUGUGUAUCCAGAUAUAAUGCAACUCAGUGCUGAUGUUAUCUCUAGAGCAGCAUUCGGUAGCAAUUAUGGGGAGGGACAAAAGUUAUUUGCACUACUCAAGGAGCAGAUUGACUUAGCUGUUUCUAUACUUUACUUACCAGGACUAAGAUUCAUUCCAACACCUAAAAACAGGAGAUUUAGAAAGAUAGAAAAUCAAAUACAGAGUUUAUUGCGUGCAAUUAUCAACAAGAGAAAACAGGAAAUUGAUGCUGGGGUAGCAGUUAAGCUUGACCUGUUGGGUGUACUCAUGGGUUCAGAAGCCCAAUCUGCAGGUGACAGUAACAACAACAACAAACAACAACAACAACAACAACAACAACAACAACAACAACAACAUGAUGGGAUCAGGUUGAGCCUUGAAGAGAUAAUUGAUGAGUGUAAACUGUUCUACUAUGCUGGACAAGAUUCUACAUCCACACUAAUAGUUUGGACAUUAAUUUUAUUAAGCAAACAUCAAGAUUGGCAAGUACGAGCACGUGAAGAAGUGUACGAAAGAUUUGGGAAUAAUGUGCCGGACUUUCAAGGCUUAAACCAUUUAAAGACAAUGAGUAUGAUUCUGCAUGAAGUGCUGAGACUGUAUCCACCAGCAUUCCAGGUGAUAAGAUCAAUUCAUAAAGAUACAAAACUAGCUUCAUUGUUAGUUCCUUCGGGUGCAAAUAUCACUUUCUUUAUGCAUCAUCUUCACCGAGAUCAGCAAGUUUGGGGUGAUGAUGCAGAAGAAUUCAAACCAGAAAGGUUCGCUCAAGGGAUUUCUAAGGCAACAAAAGGAAAUAAUUCAUUUUUCCCCUUUGGCUGGGGACCAAGAAUAUGCAUUGGCGAAAAAUUUGCCAUUUCUGAAGCAAAAAUGGCAUUAUCUAUGAUUCUACAACGCUUUUCUUUUCAACUUUCACCUGCCUAUGUCCAUGCACCAUACACUGUUAUAUUUCUACAACCUCAACAUGGAGCUCAGAUUAUCUUACACAAGUUAAUUUGAUGGUCCAAUUUACAGAGUAAUCAUACCAUCAAACCAUAUUGUUUCUUAUUCUUCAUUUCAACUUUUCAUGAAUCUUUUACUUUUGGACAAAGUCUUGUUUUUAUCAGUUGUCACUUAAUUGUCAGCAGUUGCGCUAAACUUGUAUAUCAUAGACAAAAGAUUCAAGGUUGUCCAGUUCCUACA
Molecule: messenger RNA, 1845 nt
Organism: Spinacia oleracea (spinach)
Lineage: Eukaryota; Viridiplantae; Streptophyta; Magnoliopsida; Caryophyllales; Amaranthaceae
Product: cytochrome P450 CYP72A219
Exons: 5
Coding region: 61-1662 (533 amino acids)
Molecular function (GO): iron ion binding; oxidoreductase activity, acting on paired donors, with incorporation or reduction of molecular oxygen; monooxygenase activity
Source: RefSeq, a predicted model, not a curated record